CUUUCUCAUGGGAUUCAAGCAUUGAAGUGAUGUGAUGCGAGUACUCUGAAGUGCACACAGGCGAACCCCUCUCACAGAGCAUGCCUCUGAGUCCGGCAGCCGGCAAACAUGAGCCAUCCGAGCAGCAGCGGCAGGAGGAGGUGCAGCAGCUGUGCGCUACCAACGGCAACCAGGGGGACUCGGACAGCUCCAGAGAAGACUGCGUCUACGACACCAUCCGAGCCUCUGCCACCGCCUCUGACAAGAACCCCGGCGGACCCAUGGAGGAGCCCCAGGGUAGCGUCAUCAUCGUCCGCAUAGGGAUCCCGGACCUGCAGCAAACCAAAUGCAUGAAAUUCAACACGGAGGCCCCCAUCUGGACCUGCAAGCAGCGCAUCCUAUGUACUCUGAAUCAGAGCCUGAAGGACGUGCUCAACUACGGGCUCUUCCAGCCGGCAUACAACGGGAGAGCCGGGAAGUUCCUGGACGAGGAAAGGCUGUUGAGGGAGUACCCUCUCCCAUCCAUCUCUCCUGUGCCAUACCUGGAGUUCCGAUAUAAAAGACGCGUGUACGCACAGACCCACCUGGAUGACAAGCAACUAGCUAAGCUCCACACUAAGGCAAAUCUGAAGAAGUUCAUGGAGUACGUCCAGCAGAGGAACGUUGAAAAAGUUUCUAGGUUUCUGGAGAAAGGGCUUGACCCCAAUUUCCACGACCCCGAGACAGGAGAGUGCCCUCUGACAAUGGCGGCCCAGCUGGAGGGCUGCGCAGAGCUCAUCAAGGUGCUGAAGAACGGCGGCGCCCAUCUGGACUUCAGGACCAAAGAUGGCAUUACAGCCCUGCACAAGGCUGUGCGCAGCAAGAACCACACAGCCCUUAUUACGCUGCUGGACCUGGGUGCAUCCCCUGACUACAAAGACAGCCGUGGUCUGAGCCCACUGUACCACAGCUCCAUGGUAGGGGGGGACCCAUACUGCUGUGAGCUUCUCCUCCACGACCAUGCGCAGAUUGGCUGUGUGGACGAGAAUGGCUGGCAAGAGAUCCAUCAGGCCUGUCGCCACGGACACGUGCAGCAUCUGGAGCACCUCCUCUUCUACGGAGCAGACAUGAGCGCGCAGAACGCCUCGGGGAACACGGCGCUGCACAUCUGCGCCCUCUACAACCAGGAUAGCUGUGCCAGGGUUCUCCUGUUUCGAGGCGCAAACAAAGAAAUCAAGAACUACAACAAUCAAACCGCCUUCCAGGUGGCCAUUAUCGCUGGGAAUUUUGAUCUGGCGGAGAUCAUAAAAGUCCACAAAGCAUCAGAUGUUGUGCCUUUCAGGGAAACCCCCUCUUAUACCAACCGGCGACGGCUGGUGGUCAGUGGCCUGCCGACACCGCACUCCCUCCCGCGCUCCGCCAGUGACAACAACCUCCUGGCGGACGGGCGGGGGCCGUACUCACCGGCGCCGUCGCUGCGCAGCCUCCCGCCUGCCGAUGUGGCCGACAGCAGCCUGCAGAGCACCGCCAGUUCACGCAGCUCGCAUUCGCGCUCACCUUCGCUGCACCGCGUCCAGGAGGAGGUCGACAGACUAGGCCCACGGAGGCCCACCCGAGGCCGGCUCAGCCCCAGCACAGUCCCGCGGGAGCCCAGUCCUCCUCCUCCUCCGCAGCCGGCUGCUGUCACCGGGCCCCGGGGGCCCAAGCGGAAACUGUACAGCGCCGUGCCUGGCCGCACCUUCAUCGUGGUGAAGCCCUACACACCCCAAGGGGAGGGUGAGAUCCAGCUAAACCGCGGCGAGAGGGUGAAGGUCUUAAGCAUUGGCGAGGGAGGAUUCUGGGAAGGCACGGUGAAAGGGCGGACAGGCUGGUUCCCCGCAGAAUGUGUGGAGGAGGUGCAGAUGAGACAGUACGACCCGCGGCUGGAAACACGAGAAGACCGGACCAAGCGCCUCUUCAGGCACUACACCGUGGGCUCCUAUGAUAACUUCACCUCAUACAGCGACUACAUCAUUGAGGAGAAGAAUGCCAUCCUGCAGAAGAAGGAGAAUGAAGGCUUUGGAUUUGUGCUGCGAGGAGCAAAAGCGGAGACGCCCAUUGAGGAGUUCACACCCACGCCAGCCUUCCCUGCCCUGCAGUACCUGGAGUCGGUGGAUGUGGAAGGCGUGGCUUGGAGGGCCGGGCUCCGCACAGGAGAUUUCCUGAUUGAGGUGAAUGGGGUGAACGUGGUGAAGGUGGGGCACAAGCAGGUGGUCUCCCUCAUCCGCCAGGGGGGCAAUCAUCUCCUUAUGAAGGUCGUCUCCGUCACCCGCAAGCCCGAGUCAGAGGAGGUCGUCCGGAAGAAAGCCCCGCCACCCCCCAAGAGGGCGCCCAGUACCACACUGACGCUGCGCUCCAAAUCCAUGACAGCCGAGCUGGAGGAGCUGGCAUCCGCAAGGAGGAGAAGAGGGGAAAGACUGGACGAGAUGCUGGCCGCCCAGGAGCCCGUGCUGCGACCCCCCGUGGCUGAGGCUGACUACAGGGCUGCCACUGUGAAGCAGCGGCCGACAAGCAGGAGAAUCACACCAGCAGAGAUCAGUUCUCUAUUUGAGCGUCAGGGAAUGGCUAUACAUGGUGGGCUUCACCCAGCAAUGGACAAAGCCCACAUUCCGUUGCCAAGAGGAAUGUCCAGGACCAAGUCUUUUGGAGCAACUGAAGAGGACCGGAUAUCAGCUUUGCUUAAUGAGCACCGCUUUCCAAGGAGUUCGUCAAUGACAGACAGCCUCAGAGAAAGUCGGAUUAUCCCUCCCCCUCCCCAGACUGCCCCCCCACCUCCACCAUCUCCUUACUACCUUGAUACUGGUCCACCGCCUGCCUUCUGCCCUCCCCCUCCCCCAGGACGAACACACGAUCAAAGUCGCUCCAGCUUUAAACCAGGCUCCGAGGCUAGGAUCCACGGUUUAUCGCAAAUGGUCACUGCAGCUGAGAUGUACGACUCUCCCCGAUCCUCAGCCCAUGCAGAACGCCAAAAGAAGGCCCGCUCCAUGAUCAUCCUCCAGGACUCCUCCCAUCUGCCUGUUGAGCCCACUCACAUCCCCCGGCCCGGGCCUUCCCCCACCCCUCCCGAAAAGGUCAAGAGGAAAGGGAGGGUGAUCGAUAACCCUUAUGCCAACGUUGGCCAGUUUAGCAUAGGGCUGUACACACCCACCAAGCCCCAGCGUAAGAAAAGCCCUUUAGUCAAACAGCUGCAGGUUGAGGAUGCACAAGAGAGGGCAUCCUUAGCAUUAGCCUCUGCCCACUCCCGGGAGCACUCCCCCUCGGGCCGAGUCCCCCACACGAGCAGGGCUGAUUACUACCAGCAGCAGCUCCUACUGGAAAGAGCUCGGACCCCUGGGGAAGGGCAGUCUGCAAAAGGUCCCUUUGCUGCAGCUAUCGCUGGAGCUGUGAAGGACCGUGAAAAACGGCUGGAGGAACGGAGGAAAUCCACAGUCUUCCUGUCUGUAGGCACAGUUGAAAGUAGCGCCACCGCGCCAGAGCAGCCGUCUCUGACACAAUCUCGGUCUGUCGAUGAGCGGCUGCUCAGUAGGGAGCUCAGCCAGCUGCCUCCCCCUGCCCUUGUCUUGCGGCCCUCUCAGAGUGGGACUACCUUCAUUCACCCUCUAACUGGGAAGCCCCUGGACCCAAACUCCCCUCUGGCACUUGCGCUGGCCGCAAGGGAGCGGGCUCUCACAUCCCAGAGCCAGUCGCCUGCCAGCAGCCCAGAGCCAAGGACUAAACAUGAAAAACCGGGGCCUUUGUUUGUCGAUAUCCAGACCAAAGAGGCAGAACGAUCGGAGGCGGAGGGUGGCUUUAUGUCCCCACCUUACUCUCCUGGAGUAAAAGAAGUUUAUGAAACAACACCAGACACAGGAGUUCCCUCCAGAGACCAAUGGGGGACCCCAAACAUGCUUCGCAAGGAAAUUGUAAAAAGAACAGAUAAGACAGAGGAGAGGAAGCAGGAGGACAAAAAGAGCAUGCUCAUCAGCAUAAUGGACACUUCCCAGCAAAAGACUGCUGGUCUCAUUAUGGUUCAUGCAACAAGCAAUGGGCAGUCACUGGGGCUUGAGUUGGAGGAGUCAUCGGUAUCACCCAAAGGGGCAAUAACUGAGCCUUCUGAGCCUACCUUAGCUGAAAUAAAGCAACCAUCAAGCCCAGAAGCCACGACCGCCCAGCAGCCAGCCGCCCCAUCAGGUGAGAAGACGCUGGCUCAGGGUAGCUCUGAGGAAGAUGUGGAGCCUUAUACUGUCACUCUCCCACCUGCCUUGCUGUCCUCCAGUGACGAGGAGACCCGAGAAGAACUCCGAAAGAUCGGGGUGGUGCCGCCACCAGACGAGUUUGCCAACGGCCUGUUGCCGAAGGCAGCCGAUGCAGCUGCACCACCAUUGGCCAAACCGGCUACACCUUCCGCCUCAACCCAAGCAGCAACAGCAGCAGCAGCAACAGCAACAGCAGCAGCACACCUUCCUGCUGGUGGAACACCCUCAGGGAAGCCUUCCGAUGCCCACCUGGUGCCCGAGUCUGCAGCCGACUCUGGAGUGGAGGAGGUGGACACACGCAGCUCCAGCGACCACCACCUGGAGACCACGAGCACCAUAUCCACUGUCUCCAGCAUGUCCACCUUGUCGUCAGAGAGCGGUGAGCCCACCGACACCUACACCUCCUAUGCCGACGGGCAGACUUUUAUACUCGACAAGCCGCCAGUGCCUCCAAAGCCAAAACUCAAGUCCCAGCUCAGUAAGGGGCCGGUGACCUUCAGGGACCCUCUAUUGAAGCAGUCCUCGGAUAGCGAGCUCCUCUCCCAGCAACAUGCGGCUGCGCUGGCUGCGGCCGCCGGCACUGGCCGACCCCGCUACCUCUUCCAGAGAAGGUCCAAGCUUUGGGGGGAUCCCGUGGAGACGCGGCUGCUGCCUGGCUCUGAGGAUGGCAAGCCCACUGUGAUCAGUGACCUGAGCUCCAGGCUCCAGCAGGAAUCGCGUUCACUGGGGGAGGAGCCAAUGGGAGUUCUUGACCCUGGAAGAAAGUCCCCUGUGGCUGGAGCCAGACUAUUCAGUAGUUUAGGGGAGCUCCACACCAUCUCUCAGAGGAGCUACGGCACCACCUACACCAUCCGACCGGGCAGCCGGUACCCUGUGACCCGCCGGACGCCCAGCCCAGGCAGAGGCUCCGCCUCCUCCCCUGACAGGACAGACCCCUUGGGGCUGGGGCGGAGCUACGGCCUGGCCACCUCCCCCACGACCCCACCCACCAUCCUCAAGUCGUCCAGCCUGAGCAUCCCGCACGAGCCCAAGGAGGUGCGCUUCGUGAUGCGCAGCUCCAGCGCGCGCAGCCGCUCACCGUCGCCAGCGCCCUCGCCCACUCUGGGCUCCCCGCUGCUCACCUUACGGCCCUUCCACCAGAAACCCCUGCAUCUGUGGAACAAGUACGACGUGGGCGACUGGCUGGAGAGCAUCAAUCUGGGUGAGCAUCGCGAGCGCUUCCAGGACCACGAGAUCGAGGGCUCCCACCUGCCCGCCCUCACAAAGGAUGACUUUGCCGAGCUGGGGGUGACACGGGUGGGCCACCGCAUGAAUAUCGAGCGCGCGCUGAAGCAGUUGCUGGACAGUUGACCCCACACAGCCCCCACUGAGUUCUCGUCAUCUUUUUUUGUUUUUUAUUUUGUUUUUGGUUUUAUCCCCCCCCCAGAUCUUUUGCUUUCUUCUCACUUACAGUUUCAGUUAUUAUAUUUAUGCUUUUCUCACUGCAUUGCACUGAUUGGAAGAUGGAAGAAUAAACCCAGCUGUCUACCCCCCACUCACCCAGGCUCCGACCCCCCACAAAGCCAGCCCACCCGUCUGUUCGGAGUGAUGUUCUACCUGCAAAAAGUGAAUGUUGCAUGAACUCUAUAUGGAAGGUCCGGUUUGUGAGUGCUCGUUUUUGAACCCUCCGCUCCAGCUGAGAAAUAACAGCUCCGCCCUCUUUACCAUAAAAAUCCACACCAUCACACCAAUCCCAGCAUUCCUGGCUUUCCGGCCUCAUUUUCCGACAUGAGCUACAGCAGAGAAAAAGCCUUGAUGGGAAAAUUCUGUUGCCUUUCAGAAUAUUUUUAAAGAUCCACAAUGAAGAACAGAGUCUUGGGGAAAAAAAAAGACUUUUUCCACGGUGGGGGAAUUUCAACUGCCUCACAAAUUUAGAUUUUCUUUUUUAAUACAGCAUUUACAUUAAUUGAUACAUUAUUUCCGGGGUAAGACCAGACAGCUGCAUCGGAACGUUUCUUAUUAGAUUCUUUCAAUGACUGUGGUAUUUAUUAUAUUAGGAGAAUGUUUAACCAACACUAGUGGCUUUUUUCAUAAUCAAGGUGUUGCUUUGGGAACAAUUAUUUUCCAAAGGGAAAAUUACAUAGAUAUGACAUGUAUUUAGAUGACAACUUAAAAAGGGAAAGAAAUAUAAAAAAAAAACUGUGUCUUUUCACUAGUUGGCGGUUUGACAGUAAACAAAAUCUGUUUCCACCAAUAACUUACUCCUGUUUUUACCAAUUA
Messenger RNA from Scleropages formosus (Asian bonytongue), 6491 nucleotides. RefSeq names its product SH3 and multiple ankyrin repeat domains protein 3-like. The coding region runs from base 81 to 5582 and encodes 1833 amino acids. Gene Ontology annotation, molecular function: synaptic receptor adaptor activity; ionotropic glutamate receptor binding. The record is from RefSeq and is a predicted model, not a curated record. Gene Ontology annotation, cellular component: dendritic spine; postsynaptic density; postsynaptic membrane. The transcript has 23 exons. Lineage: Eukaryota; Metazoa; Chordata; Actinopteri; Osteoglossiformes; Osteoglossidae.